GCUGUAAUAUGGUAGCUGUAACAGCAGAGUACAUCAGCAUUGGCUGCAACAAGAUUACUCAGGCCGCAGCCUGGGGUUUGGAUGGAACAGUUGCAUAUGCUGCUGAUUCUUUGGUAGCAAUAUACCACCCUUUGGAUAAAUCGUCUGAAGGCGUGCUUGUCACUCUUCCUGGGCACAAAAAUAGAGUGAAUUGCAUAGAAUUCAUUAAUAGAGGUCACGAACAAAGUCAAACCAAUGUAGCGAUAGUGAGUGGAUCGGCGGAUGGAACUGCUAAAAUAUGGAAACGAGAUCCUUCCGGAAAAUGGAUCAACAGCUGCACCUUGACUGGUCAUUCAGCUGGCAUAGAUACAAUUGCCUGUGUGAGAGCUGCUUCUAUUGACGAAAGUCUUGGCGAUUUAAUAGCCACGGGAUCUGGAGAUGGCACAAUUAAAAUCUGGAGACGGAAAGAAGAAGAUGAAUAUAAAGAUGGAUACGAGUGUCUCCAAACCAUCGACUGUGGAGUUAAAUAUCCUACUGCACUAGCCUUGUCGUAUUUACCUGGAACAAGCAUACCCAUCCUGGCCGCUGGAAAUACCGACCGAAAGAUCUCUAUAUACAUUUAUCAGCCAAUCUCUGAUGCUUUCAACAAGUCAUUGGCCUUGCCGGGGCACGAUAACUGGAUUAGAUCUCUACAAUUCGCUACCUACACCGAAGAUUCCAAUUCUCCUGGCUCGAAAGCAUCCAACCACACUCUUCGUCGAGGCGAUUUGAUUUUAGCUAGCGGUUCGCAAGAUAAAUAUAUCCGGCUUUGGAAGGUCACGCCUGAAGAGUCAUCGGGUCAGCAAUCAUCGAAGGAGCCCGAGGCAACAGGAGACGCUGAUGGAGGUGCUUUAACGAAAGAUAUGCUUGAGGCUCUUGAAGAAAGCGUAAAGACUGGAGAAAGCAUGCAAUUGAGUACCAAGGCACACUUGUUUGAGGUAUUCGACAAAGACCAGAGCAAAAAACGCUACACGAUCAUGUUUGAAGCUUUAUUGAUGGGGCAUGAUGACUGGGUGUAUAGCGUAUGCUGGCAGGCACCAACUGUUGUCAAAGACUCAAACGGUCAAGAGAGAUUCCAUCAACCAAUGCGUAUUCUAUCGGCUUCAAGCGACAAGUCUAUGAUGAUUUGGCAGCCUGAUCCGGAGACUGGUAUUUGGAUUAAUGAAGUUCGAGUUGGCGAGAUUGGAGGCAACACUCUCGGCUUUUACGGUGGAUUGUUCAGUCGUGAUGGAAGACAUAUCAUUGCUCAUGGAUCAAACGGAUCAUUUCACUUGUGGCAUAACAUUUCUACUGAUGAAGAUCUUAACCACUGGGUUCCUGAGGUAUCCAUCAGUGGGCAUUUCGGAGCUGUAGAAGAUCUAGUAUGGGAUCCACAAAACUUGUUUGUUGUCUCUGCAAGCUUGGAUCAGACUUGUAGAGUCUUUGCUCCAUGGAAUCGAGAUGUGAAUGGCCAAAAAACCACAACAUGGCAUGAAAUGGGUCGAUCCCAAAUCCACGGAUACGACAUGCAAUGUGUUGCAUUUAUUGACAAGUGGCGAUAUGUUUCUGGUGCUGAUGAAAAGGUUAUGCGUGUGUUUGAUGCCCCCAAAACCUUUAUUGAGAGUCUUGCCGCAUUGACCGGUCAUGAAGAAUUGGAGUCUCAAGCUGAAUCGAGACCAGUAGGUGCUAACCUUCCAGCCCUUGGACUGUCUAACAAGGCAGUUUUUGAAGGCGACGCUUCCACCCUUGCUGGUGAAGAUGGUGAUGAAGGCACUAUGCAGAGCUAUGCUCACCCAAGUGCCACACCAGCCUCCCUCCUUCAGACUUUAGAGCAUCCUCCUUUCGAGGAGCAUUUGAUGCAACAUACCUUGUGGCCGGAAGUGGAGAAGCUGUAUGGACACGGAUAUGAAAUCCGAUGUGUUCGUGGUACACAUGAUGGUCGCCUUGUUGCAUCUUCUUGCAAGGCCUCAACGCCUGAGCAUGCUGUCAUCCGUUUGUUUGAUACCAAGACUUGGAAUGAGCUGGAAACACAGCUAUCAGGGCAUUCACUUACUGUAACCAAACUAGAAUUCUCUCAUGACGACAAGUACUUACUCUCUGUGUCGCGUGAUCGUCUUUGGUCCAUUUACGAGAGAGUAGAGGGCGAGCAAGGAAUCACGUAUGCGUUGCGCAGCCAAGCCAAGGCACACGCACGUAUUAUAUGGGAUUGCUCUUGGAGCCAUGACGACAAAUUGUUCGCAACAUCAUCCAGAGAUAAAACCAUAAAAAUAUGGACUAAGGCUGAAGACAGUUCCGACUGGACAUGUGUUUCGACCAUAAAAUGCACAGAAGCAAUUACAGCUAUUGAUUUCGCACCACGUUUAAUUGACGACAAAUAUGUUCUCGUCGCUGGUCUGGAAAAUGGUGAAAUUCAAUUGCUGGAGUCUCAAAAAGCGGCUGUUGAUCAGUGGCAGGUGGUCUCUACUUUGGACGCUCAGCUUUGUCAUGUUGGCGUUGUCAAUGCUGUUGCAUGGAAAUGCGAUAACGCAUCAACAUUGCAGUUUGCAUCGGCAGGAAACGACCACGCAGUUAGAAUUUAUAAUGUUGACUUUUCAUAGAGUAUUAUUUACAGUUUGUGUGUGGAAUAUACAAGAAUUCAAAA
Umbelopsis ramanniana AG is the source of this 2638-nucleotide messenger RNA. RefSeq lists its product as uncharacterized. Lineage: Eukaryota; Fungi; Mucoromycota; Umbelopsidomycetes; Umbelopsidales; Umbelopsidaceae. Bases 9 to 2594 code for a protein of 861 amino acids. Gene Ontology annotation, biological process: tRNA wobble uridine modification. The record is from RefSeq and is a predicted model, not a curated record. The transcript is spliced from 18 exons. Gene Ontology annotation, molecular function: protein binding. Gene Ontology annotation, cellular component: elongator holoenzyme complex.